AUAAAAUUAGAUGAUAUGUACGAAUAUAAUCCAGAGCUUUGCGCUGCAAUCUAUGGAAACGUUAAAAGAUAUCAGUUAUUAUUUGAAGAAGUUAUCGAUGAUUUUAUUACUGAAUAUCUCGGCGAUGAUCCAAUGCCAGUUUGUGAUGCAUUGGAUGCUUUCAUAUUUCAACGUCUUUAUAUGGAUCGAGUAAGGAAGGAGCAAGAAGAAAAGCGAAAAAUUUCAGUGAAAGAACUACGCAAAAAUUAUCCUCCACAGUUGAUGCGUCGAUUCGAAAUCAUAUUUCAAGCUCGUGGCAUGGAUAAAACUUUAUCUGUGCGUGAUGUAAAAUCGAUGCAUGUUGGAAAGUUGGUUACUGUUAGUGGUGUAGUUAUACGAUCUACCGAAGUAAAACCAAUGGCAUCAGUUAUAACAUAUACAUGUGAUACUUGUGCAUGUGAAACUUAUCAACCGGUGAUUGGGCCAUCUUUUAUUCCUGUCGCUAUGUGUCCAUCUCAAGACUGUAUCCAAUCGAAAGCAAAUGGUCGUCUUCAAAUGCAGAUUCGUGGUUCAAAAUUUAUCAAAUUCCAGGAAUUGAGGAUCCAGGAGAUUAAUGAACAAGUACCUGUUGGAAACGUUCCUCGUUCAGUUAUUGUUCACAUACUUGGUGAAGUAACGCGCCAUUGUGUUCCAGGAGAUCAUGUUCGUAUUACCGGUGUUUUUAUUCCUCUCUUGCGCCCUGGAUUUAAACAACACACUGGGGGCUUAAUUACUGAUAUCUAUUUGGAAGCCCAUACAAUUCAAAACGUCAACAUGGAAAUCGAACUGGCAGCCCAAGAUAACUUUUACGAACUAAUGGCUCGUAGCAUUGCACCAGAAAUUUAUGGUUAUUUAGAUAUUAAAAAAUCAUUAUUAUUGGCUCUUGUGGGUGGAAUCGAUAGAACUGUGAGUAGCAUGAAAGUCAGAGGAUGUAUUAAUAUUCUACUCAUGGGAGAUCCAGGUGUAGCGAAAUCACAAUUACUGUCUUAUGUUGAUCGAUUGGCUUUUCGCAGUCAGUAUACAACAGGUCGAGGAUCUUCGGGUGUAGGAUUAACGGCAGCUGUUAUGAAGGAUCCAGUAACGAAGGAAAUGGUGUUAGAAGGUGGUGCAUUGGUACUCGCUGAUCAAGGUGUUUGUUGUAUAGAUGAAUUUGAUAAAAUGCUAGAAGGUGAUCGUACAGCAAUUCAUGAGGUCAUGGAGCAACAGACUAUUUCAAUUGCAAAAGCUGGGAUUAUGACCACUUUAAAUGCUAGAGUAUCAAUAAUUGCUGCUGCGAAUCCUGCUUAUGGGAGAUACAAUCCUAAAAAAUCAAUAGAGCAAAAUGUGGAUUUACCCGCUGCACUACUUUCACGUUUUGAUCUCAUUUGGUUGAUACAGGAUAAGCCAAAUCGUGACAAUGAUUUGCGACUAGCCGAACAUAUAACUUUUGUGCAUAUGAAGGGCCGUGAACCAGAGGAAGCAGAAUUCAAACCACUUGAUAUGCGCUUAAUGAGACGCUAUAUUGCUAGUUGCAAACGGAGAAACCCACUUCUAGAACCAAAAUUAAAGGAAAGAUUGGUGGAAAAAUACAUUGAAAUCAGGAGGGAAGCACGUGUGAAUAAGGAUUCGAUGUUCACUUCACCUCGCAGUUUGCUGGCUGUGAUUCGUAUGGCUACAGCUCUCGCUCGUUUAAGGCUUUCACAGAUUGUUCAUUUAUCUGAUGUUGAGGAAGCAAUCCGACUCUUUGAGGCAUGUAAAUCAUCGCUUCGUACUGAAAAGCAGCAACAGUUGGAACAAAUUUUACCAAUAGACAAAGCUUUCGGAAUUAUGCGUGAACUCUAUUUUAGAAAAAUUGAAGGAAAGGAUCCGACUCCUAUUAGAUUAUAUGAUGUUAUAACUGAAUGUUCGAAGAAAGGAAUUGAUGAAGAAAUGACUCGUGCUUGCAUUGAAACAUAUAAAGCAAGUGGAGUUAUUGUGGUCGACCCAGUUGAAGGACUUCUUUUCAGCAUGAGUUAA
Molecule: messenger RNA, 2013 nt
Organism: Dracunculus medinensis (Guinea worm)
Lineage: Eukaryota; Metazoa; Nematoda; Chromadorea; Rhabditida; Dracunculidae
Source: the annotation of a GenBank genome assembly